GGCUCCAGCGAUCGGACGCGACCAGGUGACCUUCCAACCAACGCGUUGCCGCGACCUCGGGCUCCGCGUGCGCAUCGUCGGCACGGGCAACUACGUCCCCGAGCGAGUCGUGACCAACGAGGAGGUGACGGCGCGGGGUGGAGGCGGCUUCGAGGCCAGCACGGUUCGCUCGGGCGUCGCCGAGCGCCGCUUCGCCGCUCCGGGCGAGCGGGCGUCGACGAUGGCGGCCCACGCCUCGCGCGCCGCGCUCGAGGCGGCGGGCGUGCCGCCCGAGUCGCUGUGGAUGAUCGUCAACGCGAGCGGCACGAACGAGCAGGCCAUCCCCGACGGCGGGCCGCUGCUGCAGGCGGCGCUCGGGCUGGGCGGCUCAGGCAUCCGGAGCGUGAGCGUACACGCGACUUGCCUCUCCUUCCUCGUCGGCCUCGAGAUGGCGAGCUCCGCCCUCGAGCGGGCGGACUGCCCGCCGGGGGCACACGUCCUCGUCUGCUCCUCCGAGAUCACCUCGCGCCACGUCGACCCUUGCGACUCGCACACGGCGACUCUCUUCGGCGACGGAGCCGCCGCGUGCGUACUGCGCAGGGCGGGCUGGCGCGAGGGCUCGAGGCUGCACGCCGCGCGCGUCGAGACGUACGGCGAGGGCGCGGCGCUCACGCAGGCGCGCGGCGGCGGCACCAAUUUGCCGCAGCACUCGCCCGAGGACCACCACGCGCCCAACCCGGCGUCUGAUUACGCCGCCAACCACUUCGAGAUGGACGGGGCCGGCGCGCUGCGGCUGGUGCUGCAGCACGGGCGCGGCUUCAUGGAGCGGCUCUGGCCGGGCCUCUCGCGCAGCUUGGGCAGCAUCACGUGGGCGGUGCCGCACCAGGCGAGCGGGCUCGCGCUCGAGGCGAUCCUCGACGCGCUCGGCUGGCCGGCGGAGCGAGCGAUCCGCACGAUCGACACGCUCGGCAACUGCGUCGCCGCCUCCAUCCCGCUCACGCUCCACGAGGGCAUCGCCUCGGGCAAGAUCCGGCGCGGCGACAAGUGCGUGCUCUUUGGCACGGGCGCGGGCCUCUCCUUUGGAGGCAUCGUGCUGACCUACUGAGUACACUGCUGAGGGUGUGGGAAGGAUCUCUGCCCCCCUUGUGUCUUACGCGCGGCGGACAGCGCCGCGGCGGGGGCGGGGCGGUAGGCGCAAACCGUGGGGCGGUAGGCGCAAACACCGGGGACGCACUGGAGCCCGCACAGUCACGACCCUAUACACCUAGAUAGGACAGAGAGCAUACCGCUUGGCAGUUGGCUUGUUCUGUGUGUCUCUCCUGUGAAAGCAACAAAGAAC
Emiliania huxleyi CCMP1516 is the source of this 1318-nucleotide messenger RNA. RefSeq lists its product as hypothetical. The record is from RefSeq and is a predicted model, not a curated record. NCBI's taxonomy places the organism in Eukaryota, Haptophyta, Isochrysidales, Noelaerhabdaceae. Gene Ontology annotation, biological process: fatty acid biosynthetic process. The transcript has 4 exons. Bases 221 to 1084 code for a protein of 287 amino acids. Gene Ontology annotation, molecular function: 3-oxoacyl-[acyl-carrier-protein] synthase activity; beta-ketoacyl-acyl-carrier-protein synthase III activity.